AUGCUUCGUAGCAUUCGUCUGUGCAGACCCAUUACCCAACGUCGAACAAUCAUUGGAUUUGUUAGAAAUGCAUUGGGUUUAGAUCCACCACCUUCUCCAGAUGAUCCAACGCCCGAAAAUAGAUUUCAUCUCUGGGACCAAUCUCCUGCAGGAGAUUUGAGAGAGCGUGCCGCUAGGAUAAGAGCAUUGGCACAGUGUCCAGUUACCGGUAAAGAAAUCAAUUACACAUGCCCGUUAUCAGGAAUUCCAACACAUCAUUCGAAGGAAGCAUGGGAACAAGACAAAAAAUAUCAUGAAUCUAAAAAAUGGGAGUUAUUGAAGAAAGUUAACAUAUAUGAACACGAUCUUCGCAGUGGUAGACCUUUCCCUGAAUUUGACUUCCCACAAGACUUAGAAUUUGAUAGAACUGUCAAUAUGACUAAUUGGGACCUUUUCUUUUAUACACGACAAUUUUAUUCAAUGGAUACAGAAUUUCAAUUAGCUGCAGUUACUAAGAUGUUGAGUUAUCCAAUUACCAUUGCCUCUGUCUUGAACCAAUUUUCACCAUAUUCUUUAAAUCCUAAGGGGCCAAUAACGCUGGAGGGUUUAAAGUCCCUAGCGGCACUACGUUACACGUUAUACCCCUUUGAAAAUAAGACAGUGGCUGCAACUAAGGAUCGCCCAAUGAGACUCUUUAUUCUGGGUGCAAGAGCUGAAGCUUUACUACCAGGUCACGUUUGGAAACAGCUACAAUUUUUAUUCCCAGAGACAGCUUUCGAAUUACAUUUUAUCGGACCCGAAUGUCUUGUCAACAAGGAGAAGCAUCAGUACGUGUCAAGUCCUGCGCCCGUCGUAAAACGUAUUGAUGAAACAUUAUCAUUUGUCUAUCACACGGAUUACUUUCAUGUUUACCACGAUGCACAAGAUUUUUUCCCCUACGAUCCAUAUUUAGAUGCCUUCUUCUGCUUCCAUCCAGGUUUUGGAGCUCCAGAGUCAACUAAGUUAUGGUUGGAAAAGACCAUCCCAGGCUUAUUGGAGACUAAAUGUGCUAUUUUUGCUACGGGAGUAAACAAGUCUGCAUUAUUACGUGAUAUAAAUGCAGUUAUGGAUAAACAUAGUAAGGAAAUUGAUAUAUUAAUGGAACCAACAAAGAACAUCUAUGGAUCAACUAAAUGGGAACUUAACGAUGUAAACCCCCAAGAAGUUUACCAAUUCAACAUGUACAUAGCUGGAUUCCGUGGUAAGAGGUAUCAUGCUAUUGAAAUUUAG
Zygosaccharomyces rouxii is the source of this 1248-nucleotide messenger RNA. It is a transcript of the gene MSS51, whose product is annotated as Mss51p. The transcript has a single exon. The record is from RefSeq and is a predicted model, not a curated record. Bases 1 to 1248 code for a protein of 415 amino acids. NCBI's taxonomy places the organism in Eukaryota, Fungi, Ascomycota, Saccharomycetes, Saccharomycetales, Saccharomycetaceae. Gene Ontology annotation, cellular component: extrinsic component of mitochondrial inner membrane. Gene Ontology annotation, biological process: mitochondrial respiratory chain complex IV assembly.